Messenger RNA from Lodderomyces parapsilosis, 1323 nucleotides. Its product is annotated as U5 snRNP complex subunit. Gene Ontology annotation, cellular component: U5 snRNP. NCBI's taxonomy places the organism in Eukaryota, Fungi, Ascomycota, Pichiomycetes, Serinales, Debaryomycetaceae. The record is from RefSeq and is a predicted model, not a curated record. The transcript has a single exon. Gene Ontology annotation, molecular function: protein binding. Bases 1 to 1323 code for a protein of 440 amino acids.
AUGAGUCUACGACAUGAUAUAGGUGAUCAUGAAAAUGAAGUGACCAGUCUUAAUGGAAAUGGGGCUUACGUUGAAGAUGGAGAUUACGACUCUUCAAGUGAAGGUUCCGUUCUUUCAUCAGACGAAGAAAACAAGUUAGAUACUUCCAACGUAUUUGAAGGUGAAGAUGAUAUGUUCGCCAGUGAAGACGAAGACAAAUCACAUCAUGCACCUGUCCCUGAUGAUAGUGAUGAUGACGACAUGUUUGCUAGCGAUGGAAGCGACCACAUCAACGGCACAAAGCGAUCCAAACAGGUUAAAUUUUCCAAUGAUACCCAAACUGUAUAUCUACAACCCACCACCAGUGACCUCUCUUUCACAAACGCAACCGAACUGGACUCCGAAAACGAAGAAACCACCAACGACUACUACAUCAAUGCUGAAAAUUUUACCACCUCAUCACAACAACGAACCCUGAAGAACAAGAAACAACCAAAGAUCGAAGCAUUCAAUAUGGAUCAAGAAGAACGUGAUGGUCAUUUCGAUAACGUGGGAAACUAUAUCGCUAAUAAGUCAGAAGGAGAUGUAUCUGAUGAUCUGGAUAAAUUUCAAGAUGAAGAUUCGUGGGCUAGGAACUAUACCAAAUCAGAUAUCCGUAAAGCCAAACUAGCUCAAGCUAAACGAGUACAAGAUGCCAGUGAACGACAAAGGACAACCACAAGUGUCAGUAUAGAUCCAAUUGAAAGUACUCUAGCUUCUUUGAUUGAGUUAUUAGAACCGGUUGAAACUCCAAUGGAAGCGUUGGCUCGACUAAAUGCUCAACAUAGAAAGAAGAACCCAACCAAAAAGAAAAAAAACAGGAGACAAUUAAACAAGAACCAACUAGACUCAUCAAUUAUCAAAGACUGCAUAUCUCAAAUUACCAAUUUUUGUUCAAUAUUGAUCAAUGAAAAGGGGAUGGAUGACGAGGAAGUAUACGAUACGACAAGAGAAGAAUUUAUGAGAAAAUACCAAUCUAAAACAGGACAAGAGUAUAGGCAUACAAAGUUGAAACGAUCGAGAGAAAACGACAAUGACAUCUCAAGUGGCAAUGGAAUUUAUCAACCUGAACACGAGCAAGUUUCCAACGAGGAAGUUUUCAAAGAGGACGAUGAAGAUUACGGUGAAAAAAUAUGGGAAUUCAAAUGGUUAAAUGAUGAAGCCAACAUCAUCAAUGGUCCAUUUUCCAGUUAUGAAAUGAAUUACUGGAAACAAAAUUAUUUUGAAAACAACGUUGAAGUACGUAAAGUUGGUGACGGCGAAUUCAAACAUAUACAAGAAAUGUCCUUCAGCGAGGAAUCGUAA